GGUCAGGGCCCAGCCUCUCUACAACAGGAAGGAAUGAAUCCCAGAGGCCUGGUUCCCCAGACCACUCUAAUCUCAGGGUGGUGCUUCCUUCCUCUAGAGCCUAGGAUGGUAACCCCACCCUAACCCUAAACUCUGGGGAUAGAAGCUGUGGUCCCUUCUCUUCUGAGCUUUCAAGACUCGGUUGUGGGGCCACCGGGAGGGAUGUGUCUAUGUGAAACAUAGCAGACCAGGCCCUGCACGGUGCCCCCAGGCUCUUGGAGGUCAUGAUGCCCCAUACCUGCCUCCAAAACACACUCAGGUUGCUUCCUAGACAUUGCUUCCCUUUUGAUUCCCAGCUACUGUUCAGGAGUGGAAAGCUAUGGCUCCUAAAGUUACACACAGAGCAUCCCCUCCGACGGAGCACGAACAGUUCCAACCUGGUGGCAGUGGUUGCCAGCCAGUCGGAGAGGGGUGGGGAAUUAGCGCCCCCAACUCUGACCUAGAUCCCCAUCGCGACCCACACUCUUCCCUACAUUCUCACCAGACUUCAACCCCCCUCAGACUCCCCACUUCCAAACGUUCACCCCUAUUCGGACACAUCCCAUUCUGUCCACCCCAGCCCAUCUCUUCGCAUCUCUCCCAGGGUCCACAUUGCCUUCCCUGAAGGGUCUGAAGAGGGGAGGCGAUGGUGUUAAGAGAGAAGAAACCAAGUCGGGGAGGAUACCAGGGGAGUCUGGCUUCUGCACAGGAAGGGGACGGGCUGUCCUGUCGGGGAAGUGGGAGGGGGCCCGCGGCGCCGGGAGGGAAGCUCCUGUCGCCCGGGGACUCCGAGCCAGAGCGCAGCGGCGAGCAUGACUCCGCCACCAGGGCCCUGGCUCUCUCCCCCGGCCCAGCUCACUUCGCUGCGCCAGCGCCGCGGGCAGAGCUGGCCUCAGACCCGACCUUCCUGACCACUGUGCUGUGCGCGCUGGGCGGCUUCUCGCUGCUGCUGGGCCUCGCUUCCCGCGAGCACCGACUGCAGCGCUGGACGCGACCCCUGUCGGGCUUGGUGUGGGCCGCACUGCUAGCGCUAGGCCACGCCUUCCUGUUCACCGGGGGCGUGGUGAGCGCCUGGGACCAGGUGUCCUAUUUUCUCUUCGUCAUCUUCACGGUGUAUGCCAUGCUGCCCUUGGGCAUGCGAGACGCCGCCGUCGCGGGCCUCGCCUCCUCACUCUCGCAUCUGCUGGUCCUCGGGCUGUAUCUUGGGCCACAGCCGGACUCACGGCCUGCACUGCUGCCGCAGUUGGCAGCAAACGCCGUGCUGUUUCUGUGCGGGAACGUGCUGGGAGUGUACCAUAAGGCGCUGAUGGAGCGCGCCCUGCGGGCCACGUUCCGGGAGGCACUCAGCUCCCUGCACUCGCGACGGAGGCUGGACACUGAGAAGAAACACCAGGAACACCUUCUUUUGUCCAUCCUUCCUGCCUACCUGGCCCGAGAGAUGAAGGCAGAGAUCAUGGCACGGCUGCAGGCAGGACAGGGGUCACGGCCAGAGAGCACCAACAACUUCCACAGCCUCUAUGUCAAGAGGCACCAGGGAGUCAGCGUGCUGUAUGCUGACAUCGUGGGCUUCACACGGCUGGCCAGCGAGUGUUCCCCUAAGGAGCUGGUGCUCAUGCUCAAUGAGCUUUUUGGCAAGUUCGACCAGAUUGCCAAGGAGCAUGAAUGCAUGCGGAUCAAGAUCCUGGGGGACUGUUACUACUGUGUCUCUGGACUGCCACUCUCACUGCCAGACCACGCCAUCAACUGCGUGCGCAUGGGGCUGGACAUGUGCCGGGCCAUCAGGAAACUUCGGGCAGCCACCGGCGUGGACAUCAACAUGCGUGUGGGUGUGCACUCAGGCAGUGUACUCUGCGGAGUCAUCGGGCUGCAGAAGUGGCAGUAUGAUGUUUGGUCCCAUGAUGUCACACUGGCUAACCACAUGGAGGCAGGCGGUGUACCAGGGCGAGUGCACAUCACAGGGGCUACCCUGGCCCUGUUGGCAGGGGCUUAUGCUGUGGAGGACGCAGGCAUGGAACAUCGGGACCCCUACCUUCGGGAGCUAGGGGAGCCUACCUACCUGGUCAUCGAUCCACGGGCAGAGGAGGAGGAUGAGAAGGGCACUGCACGGGGCUUGCUGUCUUCGCUCGAGGGCCCCAAGAUGCGUCCAUCAGUGCUGAUGACCCGCUACCUGGAGUCCUGGGGCGCAGCCAAACCUUUUGCCCACCUGAGCCACGUCGACAGCCUGGUGUCCACCUCCACCCCUCUCCCGGAGAAGGCCUUGGCUUCCUUCAGCCCCCAGUGGAGCCUGGAUCGGAGCCGUACUCCCCGGGGACUAGAUGAUGAACUUGACACCGGGGAUGCCAAGUUCUUCCAGGUCAUUGAGCAGCUCAACUCACAGAAACAGUGGAAGCAGUCAAAGGACUUCAACCCACUGACACUGUACUUCAGAGAGAAGGAGAUGGAGAAAGAGUACCGACUCUCUGCACUCCCCGCCUUCAAAUACUAUGAAGCCUGCACCUUCCUGGUUUUUCUCUCCAACUUCAUCAUCCAGAUGCUAGUGACAAACAGGCCCCCAGCUCUGGCCAUCACCUAUAGCAUCACCUUCCUCCUCUUCCUCCUCCUCCUUUUUGUCUGCUUCUCAGAGGACCUGAUGAGGUGUGUCCUGAAAGGCCCCAAGAUGCUGCACUGGUUGCCUGCACUGUCUGGCCUUGUGGCCACACGACCAGGACUGAGAAUAGCCUUGGGCACCGCCACCAUCCUCCUUGUCUUUGGCAUGGCCAUUACCAGCCUGUUCUUCUUCCCAGCAUCAUCAGACUGCCCUUUCCAAGCUCUCAAUGUGUCCUCCACGACUUCCAACCUCUCCUGGGAGCUCCCUGGGUCUCUGCCUCUCAUCAGUCUUCCAUACUCCAUGCACUGCUGUGUGCUGGGCUUCCUCUCCUGCUCCCUCUUUCUGCACAUGAGCUUCGAGCUGAAGCUGCUGCUGCUCCUGCUGUGGCUGGUGGCCUCCUGCUCCCUCUUCCUGCACUCCCAUGCCUGGCUGUCCGACUGCCUCAUCGCCUGCCUCUAUCUGGGCCCCUUGGACUCCAGGCCAGGAGUGCUGAAGGAGCCCAAACUGAUGGGUGCUAUCUCCUUCUUCAUCUUCUUCUUCACCCUCCUUGUCCUGGCUCGCCAGAAUGAGUACUACUGCCGCCUGGACUUCCUGUGGAAGAAGAAGCUGAGGCAGGAGCGGGAGGAGACAGAGACGAUGGAGAACCUGACUCGGCUGCUCUUGGAGAAUGUGCUCCCUGCACACGUGGCCCCCCAGUUCAUUGGCCAGAACCGGCGCAACGAGGAUCUCUACCACCAGUCCUACGAAUGUGUUUGUGUCCUCUUCGCCUCAGUCCCGGACUUCAAGGAGUUCUACUCUGAAUCUGACAUCAAUCAUGAGGGUCUAGAGUGUCUGAGGCUGCUCAAUGAGAUAAUUGCUGAUUUUGAUGAGCUGCUCUCCAAGCCCAAGUUCAGUGGGGUGGAGAAGAUCAAAACCAUCGGCAGCACCUACAUGGCAGCCACAGGCUUAAAUGCCACCUCUGGACAGGAUGCACAACAGGAUGCUGAGCGGAGCUGCAGCCACCUUGGCACUAUGGUAGAGUUUGCCGUGGCCCUGGGGUCUAAGCUGGAUGUCAUCAACAAGCACUCAUUCAACAACUUCCGCCUGCGUGUGGGGUUGAACCAUGGGCCAGUAGUAGCUGGAGUGAUUGGAGCCCAGAAGCCGCAAUAUGACAUUUGGGGCAACACAGUGAAUGUGGCCAGCCGCAUGGAGAGCACAGGAGUCCUUGGCAAAAUCCAAGUGACUGAGGAGACAGCCUGGGCCCUACAGUCCCUGGGCUACACCUGCUACAGCCGGGGUGUCAUCAAGGUGAAAGGCAAAGGGCAGCUCUGCACCUACUUUCUGAACACAGACUUGACACGAACUGGACCUCCUUCAGCCACGCUAGGCUGAGACCCCAUUCCCCUUCUAAGAACCUCAAUAAAGAGAAGACUCUGGGAUGUCUGGAGCCCAUUGAUGUCAGAA
This is a messenger RNA of Cebus imitator (Panamanian white-faced capuchin), 4048 nucleotides long. RefSeq names its product adenylate cyclase 4 (gene ADCY4). The transcript is spliced from 25 exons. The coding region runs from base 665 to 3976 and encodes 1103 amino acids. Gene Ontology annotation, cellular component: plasma membrane. The record is from RefSeq and is a predicted model, not a curated record. Gene Ontology annotation, molecular function: adenylate cyclase activity. Gene Ontology annotation, biological process: adenylate cyclase-activating G protein-coupled receptor signaling pathway; cAMP biosynthetic process; intracellular signal transduction. Lineage: Eukaryota; Metazoa; Chordata; Mammalia; Primates; Cebidae.